Rhinolophus ferrumequinum (greater horseshoe bat) is the source of this 1576-nucleotide messenger RNA. RefSeq names its product beta-1,3-galactosyltransferase 5 (gene B3GALT5). The coding region runs from base 567 to 1502 and encodes 311 amino acids. Gene Ontology annotation, molecular function: N-acetyl-beta-D-glucosaminide beta-(1,3)-galactosyltransferase activity. Gene Ontology annotation, cellular component: membrane. NCBI's taxonomy places the organism in Eukaryota, Metazoa, Chordata, Mammalia, Chiroptera, Rhinolophidae. The record is from RefSeq and is a predicted model, not a curated record. The transcript has 5 exons.
UUUCCUGUGCGCAUCGCCACACCGCUCCUCCCAUCCGCGAAGUGCUGUGCGGAGGGGAAAGCAGCGCUCAGCCUGGACCAAGCUCCUCCAAGGACCCGCCGCUGGCCGGGCUCUGCUGGCCCCGGUGUGGCUCCGAGCUCGCGCGGCUGCAGCACGGCCGAACCCCUGCGGGAGAGCGGGACGCAGGGCGAGGGCCAGGAGGAGAGGUGGUUUACAUAGAUUCACUUGAAAGCUGGGAUUGCCUAGAGGUGGCCAGAGCAGAGGACACAGUCCCUGGGAGGAUGCGUUCCUGUCUUAGCUGGUCAGCCAUAAAGAAUGGGCACAGGAUGCCCCUGAGGCCAUGCUGAGGAGAGGAAACUUCACUAAUAAAAUUUCCUACCGCCACAGCCAUCAUGAAAGAGUGUGAUUCCUGAGGAAGAGGAUCAUCAUUUUUGGUAAACAAAACAAGUCCAGAACCUGAGAGAGAGAAAACGACAUAUGCUGACGACUCUUUGGAACGAAUUUCCUCUUGGAAUCUACCCUGUGGCUUAGUCUUCAAACCAGAGGUUCAUCCUGCCCAGGAAACAAUGGCCUACGUGAAGAUAAGAUUGAUAUAUAUUUCCUUUUUUGUUCUGGGAGCCCUUUGUUUGUAUUUCAGCAUGAACAAUCUGUCUCUUUUUAAAGAAGAGCCAUUUGUUCUCAAGAAAGAAAACGGGAAGUUCCUCCAGCUCCCCGAUGUGGACUGCCGGCAGAAUCCCCCUUUCCUGGUAGUGCUGGUGACCUCAUCCCACACACAGAUGCUUGCUCGCCUGGCCAUCCGGAACACGUGGGGAAGAGAAAAGGUUGUGAGAGGAAAACGGAUAAAAACAUUCUUCCUCCUGGGGCUCAGCCCCAAUAAGGACGUGGAGAGAGCGGUGGUCCAGGAGGUCCAGCAACAUCGCGACAUCAUCCAGAAGGACUUCGUGGAUGUUUAUUUCAACCUGACUCUGAAGACCAUGAUGGGUAUAGAGUGGAUCCACCACUUCUGUCCUCAGGCGGCAUUCGUGAUGAAAACAGACUCCGACAUGUUUGUCAAUGUCUACUAUCUGACCGAACUACUGCUGAAGAAGAACAGGACCACUAGGUUUUUCACCGGCUUCUUAAAGAUGAACGAAUUUCCGAUUAGGUCAAAGUACAAUAAGUGGUUUGUCAGCAAAUAUGAAUAUCCGUGGGACAAGUACCCACCUUUUUGCUCUGGCACGGGCUAUGUUUUUUCCAGUGAUGUUGCGAGUCAGGUGUAUAAUGUUUCUGAAAGCAUCCCCUUCAUUAAACUAGAAGAUGUCUUCAUGGGGCUCUGCCUGGCAAAACUGAAAAUCAGACUGGAGGAACUCCACUCCAAGCAGACCUUCUUCCCGAACGGGUUGAGCUUUUCUACCUGCCGUUUUAAGAAGAUUGUGGCCUGCCAUUUUAUCAAGCCUCAGGAGAUGGUGAGCUACUGGCAGGCUCUGGAAAAUUCUGUGGGAGAAGAGUGUCCAGCUGAGUGAGAGAGGCUCGGGGAACAUCUGGACACACUUCAGACAACCCACGGUGAUGGUUUUGGAAAGACCUUUGGAUGGCA